GGCCUGCCUCACGAGGAAACAGGUUCGGUUUCAGCUAGCUAGCUCCUUAAUACAGUUUUUGUUAUACACAAAGCUUCCAUUAGAUCGAGCAUGGAUAAACGCACUCAAUUAUAUGAGCGUGUGUUCGAGCACUUUGACAACAACGGAGACGGUAACAUAUCACCCUCUGAGCUGCAACAAUGUGUCGGGGCAAUAAGCGGCGGGGAGCUUUCGCUAGCAGAGGCAGAGGCAGUGGUGGAAUUGCACGACUCGAAUGGCGAUGGCUUGCUGGGGUUGGAGGACUUCUUAAGGCUUGUGGAAGGAGGGGAAGAGGAAGAGAAGGUGAAUGACUUGAGGGAGGCGUUUAAGAUGUAUGAGAUGGAUGGUUGUGGGUCUAUAACACCCAAGAGUCUUAGGAGGAUGCUUAGCAGAUUGGGUGAGUCCAAGAGUAUUGAUGAGUGUACAACCAUGAUUGCUCAAUUUGAUCUCAAUGGUGAUGGGGUCCUCAACUUUGAUGAGUUUAGGACCAUGAUGUUGUGAUGCCUUCCUUGCACUUUUUUAUUCAUUGAAUAUGUUUUAGUUUUCUUUUGGUAGUUUCUUUACCGGCCCUUUUUGUGAGAGCGGCCAUAUUGGCCUCCCCUCCAAAACCCUGAGCUUCCAUAGAGUAUUCGCAAUAUGGUUGGAUAUGUAUUUAAAAAUUACAUUUAUUUUGAACACUUGUAAAUUUAAUAGACUGGAUUGUACGAAAUUCUUAUAACUUUGAAGGAAAACUUUUCUCAUAGAA
Molecule: messenger RNA, 763 nt
Organism: Alnus glutinosa
Lineage: Eukaryota; Viridiplantae; Streptophyta; Magnoliopsida; Fagales; Betulaceae
Product: putative calcium-binding protein CML19
Exons: 1
Coding region: 91-519 (142 amino acids)
Molecular function (GO): calcium ion binding
Source: RefSeq, a predicted model, not a curated record